GUGCCUUUUCUCUCAUUGGUAGCUGAGGAUCUUCAAAAUCAUGAACCCGAGAUUCCUCAUAGGCUCAUUGAAAGGACAAAGAUUUAGAAAGAAAAUAUCAGGUCUGAGUCUGAGACCUGAAUUAAGAUGCAGGUCGACUAACUGGUUCAAAAUCACAGCUGGUAACUUAUUCAAAGUUCAUGAUUUGCAAAAUCAAUCACGUUUUCAUGCUUAAGUUGCCAAGUCCUGUAUUACCAUCAAGGCCUAUAAAUACCAUCUGGCUUAUCUAAUUCUAUUCAUAUAACUAUAUUUGAGUUCUAACUUCCAGCAAUUGAUCAUCUAUAGAGAAACUGAGAUACAAGGUAUAAGGAAAUGGCAAGCUUUAGGAAUAAGAAUACGAAUACGAAUAUGCUAGCUUGCUUAAGCUUAAUGGUUGUUAUGGUGGGUUUGAUGAAGGGUGCAACAGCAGUAGAAUAUGUAGUUGGUGACAGCUUAGGCUGGACUCUUCCACCAAACACCUCCUUGUAUUCAGAUUGGGCUGCCUCCAAGACAUUUCAGUUAGGCGAUAGAGUUUUCUUCAACUGGACUGGAAAUCAUAACGUGGCGCUACCAACUAAGGAACAAUAUGACAACUGCAGUGACCUGCAAUCCAAUCUUGGUAGUCCGGUGAGCGUGGAACUUACUGCUGGCUCUAACUACUAUUUCUGCACCGUUGGCGACCACUGUAAGGCCAGAAGGUAACCAUCACUGUAGGAUCCUCCUCUCCAACAUCUGCUCCGCCUUCAGGCGCCCAUGCUACUGUUGCAUCUUUACUACUCGGGCUCAUCAGCUCCGCACUAGCCAUUUCUUUCUUCACUUCCAUGUGAUGGAUUCAUGCAACUGAUUCUUUGUCAUCAAGUCUGCUAUAUAUGUAAUUACAAUAAACUGAUCCUCGAUCAUCAAGGAUCAUAAUGUAACAUUAUAUUGCACAAUUCUUUUGAAUAAAAAUGGUAUUGAUGCCAUCAAAGUAUAUAUAUUGCUAGCACAGUAUGCUCUAUGCUGCUGUAACUUUGCAAUAUGUAUCCCAACUAC
This is a messenger RNA of Fragaria vesca subsp. vesca, 1050 nucleotides long. Its product is annotated as umecyanin-like. Gene Ontology annotation, molecular function: electron transfer activity. Lineage: Eukaryota; Viridiplantae; Streptophyta; Magnoliopsida; Rosales; Rosaceae. Gene Ontology annotation, cellular component: plasma membrane. The transcript has 2 exons. The coding region runs from base 352 to 720 and encodes 122 amino acids. The record is from RefSeq and is a predicted model, not a curated record.